Lethenteron reissneri (Far Eastern brook lamprey) is the source of this 1893-nucleotide messenger RNA. It is a transcript of the gene SOD2, whose product is annotated as superoxide dismutase 2. Lineage: Eukaryota; Metazoa; Chordata; Hyperoartia; Petromyzontiformes; Petromyzontidae. Gene Ontology annotation, biological process: superoxide metabolic process. Gene Ontology annotation, molecular function: superoxide dismutase activity; manganese ion binding. The record is from RefSeq and is a predicted model, not a curated record. Gene Ontology annotation, cellular component: mitochondrion.
CAGCGUGCAGCGUUGGACUCGUCUAACUCAAGGGCGUUUGACGCUGCGUGUUUGUGUUUGCGUAGCAGCGUUAAUUUUCGCUUAAAACUUAAACAUUUGUGCAGGUUUCGCGUCGUAAAUCCCGAGGAACAUGUUCGUGAGGGUUCUGUCCGUGUGCAGGUCAGAGGGCCUUAGGGUUGCCCUCAGGCCUGCGCUUCUGGCCCCGGUGGCCACCCACAAGAGCCGAGCUGCCCUGCACACGCUGCCGGAUCUCCCCUAUGACUACGGGGCGCUGGAGCCCCACAUCAACGCCAACAUAAUGCAGCUGCAUCACAGCAAGCAUCACGCCACGUACGUCAACAACCUCAACGUGGCCGAACAGAAGCUAGCAGAGGCCGCGGCAAAAGGUGAUGUCACUGCAGAGAUUGCACUCCAGCCUGCCAUCAAGUUCAAUGGUGGUGGCCACAUUAACCACUCCAUCUUCUGGACCAACCUCUCGCCCAAUGGUGGUGGAGCACCCACUGGUGAUUUGCAGAAGGCAAUUGAGGCGGAUUUUGGGUCAUUCACGAAACUUCAGGAGAAGAUGAGCGCGGCGUCUGUCGCAGUGCAGGGCUCUGGAUGGGGCUGGCUGGGCUACGAUAAGGAAACCGGGAGGCUUCGAAUCGCUGCGUGUGCCAACCAAGACCCUCUGCAGGCCACAACAGGUUUAAUCCCACUGCUGGGCAUUGAUGUGUGGGAGCAUGCCUACUACCUGCAGUAUAAGAAUGUACGGCCCGACUACCUCAAGGCCAUCUGGAACGUGGUCAACUGGACAAAUGUGGCCGAGAGGCUGGCCGCAGCUAAAAAAUGAGCACAGCACAACUGUGGCUGCACCCUUUCCUUACCCCUCGGCUGCAAAGUAGGAUGGUAGCAAGGCCAGAAUUCAUCUCAAAAGCUGUGGUGCAAUCGUGUUGCCCACGCAUUGAGAUAUGGAUUUUCCAAAUGGUGUCGUUUUGGCAUUAGAUAAUUAAUCAGUCCGUUCUUUGGCUUACAACCAAAUAUUAUUAGCUCAUGUUUAGGGCAUCUUGGCUUGUUUGACUGAAAGUUAUCUGUAAGUACAGAAAAUCUUGGAUUUGGCUGUCGAUUUCAUUGGACUUAUGAAUUACACAUGUAUCCUUAUGUGUUGUGCUCAUUGUGAUUUGGAAUUUUGAUGUAUAAUGGGAUUCUUGCUUUGCUACUCAUUCUGACUAGAUCCCUUGAGCCACAUGCAAACAGAUGUCGUAGCCAGAUAGAGUGGCAUGCAUAUUAAUUAUUUAUCUGACAGAUUUGUUGUUCGUAUUUGAUUUUUGGGUUGGGCCACAAUGCUGGCCACAUUUGUCAUUAACACCCUCCACCACCCGUCACAGCCAAACAAAGGAGGAUCCCCUAAUGACACAUGGUUUGGCCAGAUCGUUGUGCCAUCACCCAAUAUAUCAAUUGUGAGUCAUAAUAAAAGAUAUAAUAGUGUGCAUAGUUUGCGCACUCUAAAACAGCUUGGACAUUGAAAUAAAGUAUCUGAACAUGCUCAUGUAAACGAAUGUAGCACUUGGCUGAACUGAAAAGGCACUUAUAUUUAGCGCGUUAAAGAGGUGGUUGCAUAAUGCACCGAAAGAUAUAGUUCUUGUUCUCAUCUGUAGUUGAUCGAAUCGCCAUUGGCAAACCACCAAUGUUGGCAUUUACAACUUAAUUUGUGAAGGGUAGGGUGUCAAUUUUUGAAUUGUGAUAUGAAAGUGUGCCAGUGUUGGAUGUUGGUGGGGAACUAUAGCAUUUCCUCUCUCGCCCUGCAUUGUGCCAUUCGGGGUUGGUCUGCUGUUUUGCUUUGUCGAAGAGUGUUUUAUUUUCACAAAGAGGUUUUGUUGGGUUGAUUUACAAUAAAAUCAAAUCCGUUACAAAUUA